AUGGAUCUCCCGGUAAGGCUGCUCUACAAGAAGCCCACCAAAGCGAUUCUCUUCCUAGAAGCUAACAUGGAGUUUGUGGACCAUCUCUUCGGCUUCCUUUUGGUGCCAAUCGGCCGGAUGCUCAAGCUCACGGGUUCCAGCAAUCUGGGAGCUAUUGCAAAUGUCUACUCGAGCGUCGAGAAGUUCCAGUCCGGCAACAUGGUGGUGGCUAAAGAGCUGCUCACGAAUCCACAAAUUCCACCGACUUAUCGUAUAGCUACUGACCAUUCCGGCUAUCGUCAUUCACAAACACCGCGUUAUUAUGUGAAGGAUGAUUCGGCACAAGCUACUUUCGUGAAGGGAGGUGUCGAGUACAUCGUAACCAAUGAUCUCGAGAUCUUUCCAGCGCCAGCGUCGACUACCAAGACCCUUGAGCUGCUCCGCAAAAUGAAACUUGAGAACAUCCGCGACCUUGGCAUUGCGGAGAUUGCCGUCACUCCGGCUCGCGUGCAGGAGCUGCUGAGACGAUCACUGGUUUCGAACACUGUUCUCACGGAUAUCUUCCUGGGCGAUCUCAAGGAUGCCUCGUCGGGUGAGAGCUUGUGA
This is a messenger RNA of Selaginella moellendorffii, 585 nucleotides long. RefSeq lists its product as uncharacterized. The transcript is spliced from 2 exons. Bases 1 to 585 code for a protein of 194 amino acids. The record is from RefSeq and is a predicted model, not a curated record. NCBI's taxonomy places the organism in Eukaryota, Viridiplantae, Streptophyta, Lycopodiopsida, Selaginellales, Selaginellaceae.